Messenger RNA from Chelonoidis abingdonii (Abingdon island giant tortoise), 2076 nucleotides. It is a transcript of the gene TMEM169, whose product is annotated as transmembrane protein 169. The record is from RefSeq and is a predicted model, not a curated record. Lineage: Eukaryota; Metazoa; Chordata; Testudines; Testudinidae.
CGGAGCGUCUCCAGCCCUCUUCCCCCGCCUCACUGCAGACCGGCUGGGGACAGGCGCAUCUCCAGUCCUCCCACCCGCCUCUGCAGACCCAGUUGGAGUCGGAAGCAUCCGACCCCACGCAGACCCAGCUGCGGGGCAGCAGCUGUUCCCUGGAAACGGGGGAGGGAGAAAAGGAAGAAACGGCUUGAGGGUACUGCACAGGAAGGAAUUCCCAAGUGCUACUUCUUGGGUUCUCAAAAAGGAUUCGAUCUAGUCUGAGAAUUGCAUGAAUCCUGUGGAUGCAGGAUGGAUGUAUGGAUCAUCCAUUGAUUGUUCCAGACAGGGAACACAGGGUAGGAAUAAAUGGUUGGAAAUGGAGGAUGUCUGUUGGAUGCUGUGACUAGGAUGCUUUUGCAAGCCAGAGCAUCCCUGCUAAUCGUUGCCUGAUUGAUGGCUCAGAAGUGCAGGAGCUGAUAGAUUUUAAACACCUCCUCAGAGAUGCCCGAUGAGAUGCUUCAAAACAGCAGCGGGAUGGAGGAAGCAGUGCAGAAGGAGAACAAGGCUGGAACAUGCAGCCCGCACCGAGGCUCCCUGCGGAGAGCUGUGGCUAUGGCAGUGACCUUUGAUGGAGAAGCCACUAUGGACAGAAGGAAAAAGAAAAAGAAAGAGUCCCGUCCAGAGUCUAUUAUAGUUUAUCGGUCGGAGAAUGAAAAUAAGGUGGAAGAGGAGCAGGCAGAUGAGGAAGGAAGGGAGAGAAGUUCAGAAGAAGGCUCCAAGUUCUUGGGAAAUUCCAUGACAGAUGGUGUCUGGAGCAUGCCCUUAGACAGCCGAUAUGUUACUUUAACUGGAACUAUCACAAGGGGGAAGAAGAAGGGCCAGAUGGUGGACAUCCAUGUUACGCUAACAGACAAAGAGCUACAGGAGCUGGCUAAGUCAAAGGAGCCUCCAAAAGAUGAGACACCGGAAGGGAAGAAGACUUGCGACGUUGGAAUGGACAGGGGCCCCCAUGUCCUACUCUGGAGCAUCAUCUGCCUUCCUGUCAUCUUUGUAGCAUCCUUUGUGGUUUCCUUUUACUACGGGACCAUCACUUGGUACAACAUCUUCUUGGUGUACAACGAAGAGAGGACCUUCUGGCACAAGAUCACCUUCUGCCCCUUACUGAUUAUCUUCUAUCCUGUCAUAAUCAUGGUCAUGUCUUUCUUCCUAGGCUUGUAUACGGCCGUUACCCAGAUUGCAUGGUCCUUCGGUGGCUGGUGGCAUGCCGUGAGAGAUAUGGAGAAGGGAUUCUGUGGCUGGUUGUGUAGCAAGCUGGGCCUAGAAGACUGUUCCCCAUACAGCAUUGUUGAGCUGCUAGAUUCUGACAAUAUCUCAGGUAGUCUGUCUGGCAAAAGCUCUGCACAGGGUGUUGAGACUUCAACAGUCUGAGGCUUUGUCCUGCCUGACUCUGACUUUCUUGAUCACGUUUAUUAUGAAUGGUGCACCAGACAAAGUACUACACUGACUUUUUUAUCUUUGAGCACAGACAUAGAGAAUGAAAUCGUGGGAGUUGGUGGGGAGGAGGGGAGAUUAAAUGUGCACAGAGCACCAAAAUGCCGAAUGGGAGUCUGGUAUUUAUUGUCAGGUGAAAAUGCAUGGUUAUUUCAUAGGGCUGCUUAGCUGAUCUAUUUAAUAUUUGGUUUUAGCAAAUCACAACUGUGUAUAAUUGUGAGAAGAUCCAGGUGUGUCGGGUUAAGGAUGGAAGCUAUAUAAGGUAUGUUGGGAUGAGCAGCAAAAGUCCUUCACUUCUGUAAAAGGCAUGUCUAGUUUUAGCGUGGAAAGGAUGGACCAUAUUGUGAAUGUAGACCUAGCUAAAGAAGUCUGUUCUCUGGUCAAUCCCUGUGUCCAACACCUGCUGAAAUCAAGUGCUCAUGUGGUGCUAGAGGCUAGACUGCAAAGUGCAUGGUGUUACUUAGAAACCGGUAUGUUGGAAAAGGUGUUUCACUAGUUCACACAAAUGCAACAGACCUUGCAGGUAGUCUGGCUGCUGCAAUGAAGAAUGUAUAGUAGCUUGAAAGGCAACCUUGAUACUGAACAUCUGGUUUGGUGUGCAAGCAAAAG